AUGCCGACCCCACAAGGUCCCGUCAAGAGCCUCUACGCACUCUGCAAAAAUGUGCUCAUAAAAUACGUCGACACAAUCGACGACGUCGGCGACAUCGACUACCACAUCCUCCGCCCCAUCCUCCUCAAGAUCACCACCCCCAAGCAGCUCAAAAAGCUCGAACUCAACUGCCCCCACCUCCUCCCACACACCUCCGAGAUCUGGCACAAGCUCAUCACACGCGACUUCGGCGCCUCGGCGCUCUCCAAGCGCUCCCCCCCCUCCAGCAACCCGCACGCCUGGGCCCGCGUCUACGAGAAGCACCUCAGCGACGCCGAGGCCGCGUCGGCCGCCUCCGCAAAGACACUCCGUGAGCAGAUGAGCUCCCUUAACAACGCGAAGGCCUCGCAGCGCGCAAAGAUCGUCUCGAAUACGUCGGGCUUGCCCCCGACGGGGCGCAGGCCGGGCUCGGGCUGGGGCAGGCCCAGUGAUAGCUGGGCCGUCAAGGCGGGCAGUAAGACGAAGAAUAUUGUGCAGAAGGCGCGCAGGGAGGCGAAGGAGGUGGGGAAGUUCUUGGGAAGGAAUAGUCGUCUGGCGGCGCCGACGCAUACGCUGGGCCGCGCGGAGGUCAGUCGCACGAUGAGGGAGAAGAUUAAGGAUCCCGUGGUGCUGCCGGAGAGGGAGGUUGUGCAGAGUGCGGCGGCGGCGGCGGGGGAGAAGAGGAAGAGGGAGGAGGGGGAGGGCGGGGAUGUGGAUGAGAGGACGAGGAGCUGGAUUGGGGGCGGCGCGAAGAGGGUCGCUGUGGGCAGGUUGAAUAGGCCUGGUGCGGCUGGGGUGGGAGCCGCGGGCGCGCAGCAGCAGCAGGUGAGGCAGAGAGUUGAGGCGGACCCAUUUAUGAGACGGAAGCCGGCGCAGGGGGCGAGGAGGUAG
Morchella importuna is the source of this 909-nucleotide messenger RNA. RefSeq lists its product as uncharacterized. Gene Ontology annotation, cellular component: elongin complex; nucleus. NCBI's taxonomy places the organism in Eukaryota, Fungi, Ascomycota, Pezizomycetes, Pezizales, Morchellaceae. Gene Ontology annotation, biological process: transcription elongation by RNA polymerase II. The transcript is spliced from 2 exons. The coding region runs from base 1 to 909 and encodes 302 amino acids. The record is from RefSeq and is a predicted model, not a curated record.